AAACCCACGUCACUCUCUCAACCAAUCAAAAAACCCGCGUUUUCCCGAGCUUCGGGCAGUUUGCUUGAAGAGUUAGCGUAUGUAUUUCCUUUUCAGGUGUUACGUCAAGCUGUGAUUCAUGGGCAGAACAAGACAUUGACGAUGUAGAAAGCAAAGGCUCCAAAAGAACGCGCAAGAGGAGAGGAAGCAAACAAUCAUCCAGAACUAAAGGGAAAGAACAGAACUUUGUCAAGCGAAACAUCGAGUUGGCUGCCGAUGCUGGGAAUCUGAUUCCCAUGACAGAAGCGGAGAAAAAACGUUUAGAUGAACUACUCUCGGAUGAAACAGACCUUCUGAUGGUGGAGAAUGCGUACUCCGAAGGACUAUCACUAACAGCAGGUGAAGGUUUUACACUGGACUGUGAGUCAAAAGCUUCACUCGCCGAAAUAGACAGCAAACUUCAGGAACUUGUACCACAAGAAGAAAUGGACAUAUUAGCUAACCAAGAGACUUGGGAACCUCACCGAGAGCUGGAUCAGACAUCACAAAUAAAUAGUUCAAGUGAAAGAGAUAUUGACACCAUUGGAGUAGGAGAAAGGAUUCUCAGAGAAGAAAAAGAAAUGAGGGACAUGAAAUCGAGACUGUUUGCUAUCGAAGCUGAGCUUCAGACAUUGUACCGAGAGACUGGUGACGAAUCUGAGGCUGGUUUGUCGGAAGAGAUCCUAGCCAGGCUUAUUGAUGUUAACUCACGAACAACUUCAAGAAGUACAACAGUGUCAGAAAGUGUCAUGUCAGCUCUUUCCUCCGCCAGACCAGGAGAGGAAAUGAUCCAAGAGGAGGAUGAAACCGCUUUGUUAGCCAUACUUGACGACGAGAAUUCCAAGGACACGAGACCGCAUAGUACACAAAGUACAUACAGAAGCACUUGCACACCAGAUAACGAAGACCGCCGCGCUCUGAACCAACAGAGUUCACAAAGUAAUGAUUCUAGAAAGAUUAAACGGCAAGGUAGGCUAUCACAACAGAGCGGAACUCUAGAGGAUGAUGAAGAUGCGGUGGCAGAAAGCUUGAAUGAUUCUCUUUUAAGCACAUCGAGGAAAAAAUCGAAUUCGCGUGCUAGUUCUCAGAACUCAAAUCCGGCAAGGGACAUUGAUGACCGGCCGAAGAAUAAAAAAACGUAAAGAUUGACAACCGCUUCAAAAACUGCCUCGAGUCAGAAGUUUUUAAGUUUACAAGUUUCUACACGUACAUUAAAUAAAUGUUAUUGACACUUAUGCAUUCGUUUGAAGGUGUGCGAUUGACUUAUUGUCGAGUGUGAAACAGUUUCAGCAAUUACUUAUUGACAACAAGUUGCUUAUGUGUAUAUAAAUCCCAAAAUAAACGACAACGUAAAAAUGA
Messenger RNA from Stylophora pistillata, 1377 nucleotides. RefSeq names its product fibrous sheath-interacting protein 1. The record is from RefSeq and is a predicted model, not a curated record. NCBI's taxonomy places the organism in Eukaryota, Metazoa, Cnidaria, Anthozoa, Scleractinia, Pocilloporidae.